CUUGUAUUGUGCCAACGUUGUCGAUCACAAGCCAACAAGAGAACCCAGACGGCAAGAUGGCGGCAGCAGAUCAAAGCAUUGGGAUGAUGGACGGCGCAUACUUUGUGGGGCGCAAGGAUAUCCUGGACUGGGUGAAUGCCACAUGCGCGUUGAGCUUGACCAAGGUAGAGCAAACGUGCACAGGUGCCGUCGCGUGUCAGAUCCUCGAUGCGAUUUACCCCGGGAAAGUUCAAAUGUCCAAGGUCGACUGGAGCGCCAACAAGGACUACGAGUACAUCCAAAACUACAAAAUCUUGCAGAAGACGUUCACGACACUCAAGAUUGAUCGCCACAUCGAGGUGGACAAGCUCAUCCGAGGAAAGUACCAAGACAACUUGGAGUUCAUGCAAUGGUACAAGCGAUUCUACGAGUUGAAUGCUGGGGGAGCGGGCGACUACGACCCCAUUGCACAGCGAGAGAAGGGUAAAGGCGGCGCCGCAUACUCGGCCAAGUACAAGUUUGCAGGUGCGACCGCGGGAGCGCCGGCACCAGCCAAGAAGCGCCCGGUCGCAUCGACGUCCAAAGCAUCUGCCAAGCCUCCCGGUGCACCCGUGUCUGUGGAGAAGGAGAAAGCCGGUGGCUUCCGUCGUACGAGCGAUUCCGCGGCGAGCAGCAAGGAGCUUGAAGAGUCUAUCCGUGAAAACGAAGAGUUGAAUGAAGCAAACGGGAUUUUGCGCGGACAGAUUGAAGGCUUGGAGAAGGAGCGCGAUUUUUACUUUGGCAAACUUCGUGACAUCGAGUCCAUGCUCCAGGAACUGGACGAGUCCCAGCACACAGACGUCAUCAAGAAGAUCUUUGAGGUCCUUUACGCAGCGGAAGGCGACUUCAGCGUGCCAGACGACGACGCCGGUGGCGAAGACGAGUUGAUGUAGCUCUGGCCACUCUAUACCGUGAACAAAAGCCACGCCGACUUGUUUGCUUGAUUUUGAUUUUACAGUGGUCGAGCGAGCCCUUUUGUGCUUGUAUUUGAGAUUCCCAGAAAAAAUAUAUGAAAUUCAGUAGGGAGAAGUAGAAUACUAUUAAUAGUACAUUACUGUACUUUUCA
Aphanomyces astaci is the source of this 1084-nucleotide messenger RNA. RefSeq lists its product as hypothetical. Gene Ontology annotation, biological process: protein localization to microtubule plus-end; regulation of microtubule polymerization or depolymerization; spindle assembly. The record is from RefSeq and is a predicted model, not a curated record. Bases 57 to 911 code for a protein of 284 amino acids. NCBI's taxonomy places the organism in Eukaryota, Oomycota, Saprolegniomycetes, Saprolegniales, Verrucalvaceae. Gene Ontology annotation, molecular function: microtubule plus-end binding. The transcript is spliced from 3 exons. Gene Ontology annotation, cellular component: spindle midzone; microtubule organizing center; microtubule plus-end.